Messenger RNA from Fundulus heteroclitus (mummichog), 1816 nucleotides. Its product is annotated as gastrula zinc finger protein XlCGF57.1-like. NCBI's taxonomy places the organism in Eukaryota, Metazoa, Chordata, Actinopteri, Cyprinodontiformes, Fundulidae. Gene Ontology annotation, molecular function: RNA polymerase II cis-regulatory region sequence-specific DNA binding; DNA-binding transcription factor activity, RNA polymerase II-specific. The record is from RefSeq and is a predicted model, not a curated record. Gene Ontology annotation, biological process: regulation of transcription by RNA polymerase II. The transcript is spliced from 2 exons. Bases 70 to 1737 code for a protein of 555 amino acids. Gene Ontology annotation, cellular component: nucleus.
GUUCUGCUGCACCCAUCAGUGUUGGCUGCAGAUGUUAAAGAAGAGGCUCCUGAAGAACAGAAGCCUUUUAUGGACCAGCAGGAGCUGGAGAUUCUUCAUAUAAGGGAGAAAAGUGAAAGAAUGUGGGUCAGCCAGGAAGGAGAGCAACUAAAUUUCAAGGAGGAGACCAAAGAUACCUCGUUUCCAUUAACUGUAGUUCAUAUAAAGAGUGAAGAGGAGGAAGUGAAACCUAUAUUUUCUUACUUGCAUCAACAGCAAACAGAAGUCAGAAAUUUUCAAACCAGCACUUCAGCUGACUAUAUAAAAGUGAAAAUUAAAGAGAGUGACUCAAAUGUGGAUUCAAUAAGAAAAGUUGUUGGUACUAAAAAGUUUAAUUGUAAAAAAAAUCUAAAGUCAAACAUAACAAUCCACACCAAGGAUAAAUCCAUUGAUUGUAAUACUUAUGGAAAAAGGUUUUCCCUCGGGUCAAAACCUUUUGGUUGUAAGGCCUGUAGUAAAAGGUUUUCUAAUAAGUCAGCCUUAUGUAGUCAUAUGACAAUUCACAAAGUAGUUAAACUCUUUGCUUGUGAUGUGUGUGGUAAACAAUUUUUCCUCAACACAAGUUUAAAAAGACACAUGAAAAUCCACACAGAAGAUAAACCCUUUGGUUGUGAAGCAUGUGGAAAAAGAUUUUCCCUGGGCUCAUAUUUAAAAGCACACAUGAGAGUUCACACAGGAGAAAAGCUCUUUGAAUGUGAUGUGUGUGGAAAAACUUUUUCCCUCAGCUCACGUUUAAAAAGGCACAUGAUUAUCCAUUCAGAAGAUAAACCCUUUGGUUGUGAAUCUUGUGGAAAAAGAUUUUCUCUUGACUCGCGUUUAAAAAGACACAUGAAAAUCCACACAGUUGAGAAACCCUUUGGUUGUGAUGAAUGUGGAAGAAGAUUUUCCCUCGGGUCACGUUUAAAAGAACACAGGAGAAUUCACACGGGGGAUAAACGUUUUGUUUGUGAUGUGUGUGGGAAAAGAUUUUUCAGGAAUUCAGAAUUAAAACCACACAUGAGAAUUCACACGGGAGAGAAACCCUUUUGUUGCGAUAUAUGUGGAAAAAGAUUUUCCUUUGGUUCAGGUUUAAAAACGCACAUGCAAAUGCACAUGGGAGAGAAACCAUUUGGUUGUGAUGAGUGUGGAAAAAGAUUUUCCUUCAGUUCAGGUUUAAAAACACACUUGCGAAUCCACACUGAAGAGAAACCUUUUGGUUGUGAUGAGUGUGUGAAACAGUUUUCCAGGAAGUCAGAUUUAAAACAACAUAUGAGACUUCACACAGGAGAGAAACCCUUUUGUUGUGAUGCAUGUAGUAAAAGAUUUUCCAACAAGGCAGCUUUGACUAGUCAUAUGAGGACUCACACAGGAGAGAAACACUUUGGUUGUGAUGAGUGUGGAAAAAGAUUUUCCUCUGGCUCAAGUUUAAGAAGACAUACAACAAUCCACACAGGACAUAAACCCUUUGGUUGUGAAGUGUGUGGAAAAAGAUUUUCGCUGGUCUCAUAUUUAAAAGUGCACACAAGUAUUCACACAGGAGAGAAGUUCUUUGGUUGCGAUGUAUGUGGAAAAAGAUUUUCCCUCCGCUCACGUUUAAAAAGCCACAUGAGUAUCCACACAGAAGAUAAACCAUUUGGUUGUGAGGUGUGUAGAAAAUCUUUUUCCCUCCACUCAUAUUUAAAAGCACACAUGAAAAUCCACACAAAAGAUAAAACAUAGGAAAUUUGUAUGCAGAGAUCUUGAGGCUUCAUUUAAAGAAAUGUGCAAUUUGAUUUCUCCUCAGAAUAACAAUGUCCAA